Messenger RNA from Xylona heveae TC161, 740 nucleotides. RefSeq lists its product as hypothetical. Gene Ontology annotation, molecular function: protein-macromolecule adaptor activity. The coding region runs from base 24 to 548 and encodes 174 amino acids. Gene Ontology annotation, biological process: proteasome regulatory particle assembly. The record is from RefSeq and is a predicted model, not a curated record. The transcript has a single exon. NCBI's taxonomy places the organism in Eukaryota, Fungi, Ascomycota, Xylonomycetes, Xylonales, Xylonaceae.
CGAGAAAGCAAUCACCACUCAGAAUGUCAUCAACAACCUCUCCCAUAACGCCCGCUGCGUUUGCCCUCGCGAUUGCAGAUCUACCUUUGGGCAAUUUACACGCCAAGGCAGCAGAAUUACGUAAUUCCAUUUCGCAUCUUGUCCGGUCCAAUGAGCAGCUCCUCCCCUACGCACAGGACGGAGACACGGACUGCGGGGAUGCGAUUCGGGAAAACGAGGAAGUUAUUGCGCGCAUGGAGACGCGGAUCGAUUUAUUACGACAGGAAGUAGAGAGGAGGGGCUUCAGAUGGGGCGAGUCUGAGGAGGAAGAGCAGGAACUUGCGCGUGAGGCCUUGGAGCCUGGCGAGCAGGGAGCUGAGACUGGACCAGGAGGGCAUCUGAAUGGCGCAGAUUCAGCAGCAGGACGAGAGAAUGAUCUCGAAGCAGCGGCGAGCAGCGGCCCAAAUACUGGAGGCAGAUUGACAGAUGCAGAGCUGCAGAGAAGACUUAUGGAGCAGCUCGAAGCCGCUGGCGGGGAUGACAAUGAAGAAGAGGGCGUCCAUUUGUGACGAGAACAUAUCACUUGAAUUUGACUGUUGUCUGCUCUGAGCGGGAAAAGAUGCGUGAAAGCAUUGUAUUUGCAUGGCAUCGGCGUUGGAAAAUCUUUAUUUUACUUUAGUCAAUCGUCUGAUCAAACGUCUUCUUACCACAAGCUCACGUAUGUGUUUAGCAUUCGCAGAGAUACUCAAUAUUAAUCACAC